Messenger RNA from Daphnia carinata, 1791 nucleotides. Its product is annotated as cytochrome P450 3A11-like. Bases 79 to 1656 code for a protein of 525 amino acids. Gene Ontology annotation, molecular function: oxidoreductase activity, acting on paired donors, with incorporation or reduction of molecular oxygen; heme binding; iron ion binding. The record is from RefSeq and is a predicted model, not a curated record. The transcript has 13 exons. NCBI's taxonomy places the organism in Eukaryota, Metazoa, Arthropoda, Branchiopoda, Diplostraca, Daphniidae.
CCUAAUUGUGCGUCAUUCCCACAGGAUGGAACUAUUUACUCCAUCCGCUGUUCAGUCUUCUACAGUGUUUGUCCUUGAAUGGAUGUGUUCGAAUUGCUGUGGUCGCCCGUGACUUGGGCUGUAACCGUCGUAUCUUGCCUUUACAUUUUAUAUAAGUAUGUUACGUCGCAGUUUAAUUACUUUGUUGAUCAAGGCAUCCCGGGUCCCAAGCCUGUGCCUUUUUUUGGAAAUGUGUGGGGACUAUGGAAGAAGAAUACUGCAGAGCACGACACUUCACUGGUGAAAAAGUAUGGCAAGAUUUUCGGUUAUUUUGACGGCCCAAAUCCAAAUCUUUGGAUCACGGAUACUGAAAUGAUCAAAUCCAUUUUCGUUAAAGACUUUGACCACUUUGUCGAUCGCAGGUAUUUUCAGUUCAAAACAAAAAUUGUCCGCAAAUGGUUGACAGUUAUUCGAGGACAAGAGUGGAAAGACCUUCGCUCAUCCGUUACGCCGGCUUUCACUACUGGUAAAAUUAAACGAAUGUCCUUGCUGAUUAACGACUGCGUCCACAAGCUAUGUGAUAGUAUAGCUGCACAAACCGAAGGGAAAAUUAAUGCCAAGCUGAUAUUCAGUGCUUUCACUAUGGACGUAAUUGCACGAUGCGCCUUCGGGUUGAAAAUCGACAGUCUCGGAAACAAAGACGAUCCAUUCGUACAAAACGCUCAGUAUAUCUUCAAUCCACCAUCUAAUAAAACCCCACUCAUCCUACUGCCUUUCACGUAUCCCAAGUUAUUUUCUCUGUUUGGCGAAAGUCUUUUUGUUACCAAGCAACUCAAAUUCUUUUUCCAGUUACUGCAGAAUAUGUUACGAGAACGAUCACAAUCCAAAGAGAAAUAUCACGAUUUUAUUGAAGUGGCUGAUGAGGCGAUCACUGAGUUUACGAAGGAACUUGGCGGCAAAAAGGUUGCGAUGUGGUCACGAGAGGAAAUAGAAGAAAUUAUUAUAGGCCAGUCGACACUGUUUAUGCUGGCUGGUUUCGACACAACGGCGACUACCCUUACGAACACUUGCUUUGAGCUAGCCAGGAAUCCAGAUAUCCAGGAUAAGUUGUACGACAGCAUCUUGACAAAACUGGAAGAUUAUGAUGACAUCUGUCACGAGUUGAUCCAAGAUGUGCCAUAUCUCGAACAAGUUAUUCUAGAAGUUCUACGCUUUUACCCACCAGCCGUGCGAACUGAACGGCAAUGCACAAAAGAUGUAUCUUAUGACAACGGUCGUAUCAACAUUAAGGCAGGAGUCAUGGUCACCAUACCGAUCUACGCCCUCCAUCACAUGGAAGAAUACUAUUCAAAUCCAGAAAAAUUCGACCCCGAAAGAUGGACCCCUGAAAACAAAGCCAAACGUAAUCCUUACAGCUUUAUGGCUUUCGGAGCAGGCCCGCGCAAUUGUGUGGGGAUGCGAUUUGCGAUGGAGGAAAUGAAAAUGGCUAUUUGCACACUUGUCAAGAAAUUUCGGUUCUUUGCUGUGAAAGAAACUCCGGAAAAGCUCCAAUUUGAUGACGGAUUUCAAACUGCUUUGCAACCCACUCAUGCAAUUUUGGGCUUUGAAGCACGUCAUUCCGAUUUCAAGUCAACUAGUGUGGCUUUUGUGUGCCAAUCAAUAAAGCAGGAGAUUUGAAAAGCUCUUGAAUCAUUAAGAGUUGGUGGCGUUCGGCUGUUUUCAAAGAACCGACGUUUAUGACAAUUCGUUAUAACCAAAAUAAAAAUCCCGAAAAAAAUUUUAAGCCCGGCUAAAUAAACCCGACUAAAUAAG